Messenger RNA from Maniola jurtina (meadow brown), 14579 nucleotides. RefSeq names its product transmembrane protein KIAA1109 (gene tweek). The record is from RefSeq and is a predicted model, not a curated record. The coding region runs from base 167 to 14152 and encodes 4661 amino acids. NCBI's taxonomy places the organism in Eukaryota, Metazoa, Arthropoda, Insecta, Lepidoptera, Nymphalidae. The transcript is spliced from 54 exons. Gene Ontology annotation, biological process: synaptic vesicle endocytosis.
GUCAAAAACGAAGCAAUGGAAGCGAAAUACUUAUCGAAAAUAAAUUGAUUAUUGAUAGAACUUAGUCAUUUAUAUCAUAGAAAAUGUUAGCUGGGUCCGAUUUAGUUACGAUCUAUGUGUAUAUUCAAUAAAAAUGUGAACUGUGCCAGUGAUUGAAGCCCUCACAAUGAACUACACCGGAUCCCUGGAUCCGGUGGCAGAGAGAUGGAACUCCUCAUCCAUAGACUUUGCGGAGAUCACCAUGGACCGCAACUUUGCCCUGCUCCUGGUGUCCCUGGUGUCAGCCAUGCUGUGGGUGGUGUACAUCACAUACUACAACAGCCGAGUCCUGGGGUACAUACUCACCAGGCUCAUCAACAAGUUUUACUUCCAAGAUGAAAAUUUUAAAAUAGGUUCAUUUACUCUGAAUGCUCUGUCUGGUAAGAUAAUGUUCUGUGAUAUAGUCUACAUAAACUACGACUACACACUACGCAUUCAAGAUGGCUACCUCAUAUUCCGGUGGUGGCGUUCUUAUGUACCCAAAGAUGUCUCAGAAGACUUAUCCCACUCAGACACGCGUCUCUCGAUAAUGCUAAAUGGGUUCGAAUUACACUUUUAUAACCGCUGCGAUCUAUACGCGGAACUCGAGAAAACAUUCGGGCUUGACCCUGUCAUCAAACAGCAACACGACGACGAUGACUCAACCGACCGCGAUAAGGCCAUGAACGACGCGAACGAGAAACGAAGACGGGCACAAGACACGGUCAGGUCCGAAGCCGCGAUGGCACGGACCUGGCGAGACCUCAUACCCGUCAUAAAAAUCGAUAUAUGCACAGGCCGAGUUGUAUUCGGUAACCGACUAGUCCCCACAACGUUUUCAGUAAGCGUAGAAGAAGCUCACCUAAUGUACAGCACAAAACCCCCAGCGUCCAGCUUAGACCAUCUCAUGCACUUCGUAAAAGCCAAAGCAGAAAACUGCAAAGUCAUGUUAGCACCAAGUCCAAACUAUACAGCAAUGGUCGAUGAACCACCACGGUAUAUGGGAGAAGGUUUCGUCGUUAUGAGCUCAAAUUAUAUCGAAGUCUAUUUCUACAUGGAUGAACCUGGCUUGGUUCCAGAACAACCUGUUUUACUACAACUAGCUAAUGGGGAUAUAGUUGAAUCAGCACCACCAAUAUGGGGGUUAGAUAUUAAAUGCGGGAAAGGAACAGAUUUCAGUUACGGACCGUGGGCUGAUAGACAGAGAGAUCACUUGUUUAGGUUCUUUUUUCCCCCAAACUACAAAAGUUUAGAGGUCACCCCCCAGCCUAAACCGGGAGACAGAAGGCAGAUGCAGUCUUUCGAUAUUCGAUUAUCGACUUUAAAUGAAGCAACGAUAGAUAUCUUAUUUACGAAAAACAAAGAAACUAACGCAGUCCACAUAAACAUUGGGGCUGGGUCAUAUCUAGAAGUAACAUUACCCUGGAUCGUCUUGCAAGAUGGAUACACAACGAAAAUCACUGGACAGCUACUCCAUUUAGAAGCAACUACUAGUCUUCAAUACAGAAGCUUGGCUGAAAGUGAAACCCUGGAGUACACAGUCAAAUGCCACUAUCCACUUGUAUGGAAUCACCAUCAGUGUUGGCAGUUGUCUUUGACUGGAUGUAAGGCCACUGCGCAUUUUGUAUACACACAUAUAGACUUUUUCCAAGAUCUCACUAAUGACUGGUCGAGCAAAGCACGCCCAGAUAUACUCCAUUUUGUUCCAUACACAUGGAAAAUAUCACUACUUCUAAAGGAAUGCGAAGUAGUAACACUGAGCAAUCAAUACAAUUGGGUUGAUUGCAGCUCAACCAAUCAAGAAAAUAACCACGUAGCGUUUUGCGGGGAUUUGCUGGAUGUGUCCUUUGAUUUGCCAUUUGUUGACUUUUUGCCUGAUGUUAUACCUCUGAAGAUCUGGGUACAAGGCGAAGCGGUAGAUAUGAGUCUAUAUUUACCCGAGGUGAAUACUUCGAGACUGCUUUUGUUAUCUAUCGAUAAAAAUAUGAAACUUAUUCCAUGUCGAUUGAAGGCCUCGAAGUGGCGUAGAAAAUGUGUGAAAACUCAAGGUUGGGUAGACUGUUGGUCUGUUCCUAUUGUGGCUUUGAGCGUCCGAUACAAUUACCAUCCUAUCCCGCCUCUGGGCCCAGAGCCGCAAGCAGACAUCACAACCCCAGAAAAGGAGGAAAUCCUAUUAUCACCCAUUAGGAUACCGCGAAUGAGGAAACAGCCUCAAAUCAAUUGGGCCAUUGACGGAAAUAAUUUUGAUCGUACGACUCUCGCUCCAGAUAAAGUGAGCGUGGAACUAGAAGUGGGACCCUCAAUACUUCUCGCAUACGGAACCAUCAUCACAAGCUUUUUGAACUUGUUGGAAAAUAUCUUUGGUGAAGAUCAGAUAUUCACCGAUAUGCAGAAAGCUCCAAGCAUGGAGACAUAUUUCUGGUCCAGUGAAAACCCCACAAAGCUGAACGAUCGAAGUAGCAUCAAUCAACACACUGAAAUUACAAUAGACGAAAACAGCGAUUCGAGUAAAGGCCCUUUCGAUCCGCGACGCGUCCGCCCUUUAGACGUUACAGUGUCAAUAAUAAUUCACGACAUUCAGGCUCAUCUCGUGAAAAAUUGUAGCGAAAAUGAACCACCUUGCCCUGUCAUAUUGAUUGAGAGAUUCGGUUUUGAAAUGGACAAGAGCUUUCGGGAGACGAAACUACAGCUCCUCCUGAGUCCAUCGAUUCUAGUAUCGUCCAACAGUCCAUCGCGCUCGGGAUCGAACGGCAGCAAUAACUCAAAUGCCUUACAAAAUGGUCAUUUAAUGCUUUCGUCAUUCCAAUUGAGAGGAAAUGGUUUCUUCAGCGAUACAAACAGAUCUGUGGAAGAAGACACAGUCGAGUAUGCUUGGAUGAUGGAACUUCAGUUAGGUCAAUUGACCGGGCGGUUAACUCUACCACAGCUAUAUCAGAUAAUUUCAUCACUCGAAACAUUUUUACUGCUCAUCUGUGAUAAUGAAAACGAACUGACGGCUCCGAAGACAGCGAGGCAGUGCCAUCACGGCUUGAACAAUGUUCUCUGCCCCGAAACUGAUCUCACACUCAAAUAUCGCUGCCCGACAUCCAACGAAAUCAAAUACCGUAUGAUCCGAGUGGCGAUUGAUCUCAUCGACCUGUAUAUUGCCGACACAAAUACAACUCUCCAGUCGUGGAUAUCUCCUAUUAGAUUAUCGUUUUGUAAUCUCCACGGAUCGGGCUUCGGAACUGGCAUUACAGGAUUAUUGCCAAACAUUAAACUCGCUCUCUUUACUCAAACGAACAUGCAAGCAAAUACUCAUCAUCAUUCCAGUGGUAGCAACGGAAGUCAGAACAAAGUGCCAGAUAACGAUAACUGGGUCGGUGUGGGCUCAAUGUCUUUAGGCCCUUUACUGAUAGAGGCAGCGUCGUCAUUACCACAGAGUCCAAAAAACAUGCACCUGGUGCAACAGAAAUUUUUGAAGUUACAUGAUGAGAAAUUUAAAAGAUUGUGGUUCCUAUGGGCGAGUGAAGGGAAGGGAACUCAAUGCGGGUGCACUGGUGGUUGUGCGUUUUUCGGUUCCAAUAGAAACGGUGCAAACUUUUUGAAGCCGAGUCCAUCUGAUCUGCACGAAGGGCUUAACAUUGCUAUAUUUAAUGUUAUAGAAACUACUCCUGGAGAAUAUGGUUAUGGACAAAGUUUGUUGCACCAAGGACAGCUUGUGUUUCACACUCCACCCUACAACAGCUUGAACGUCUGUCUUCAGCCCAUGAAUGUUUCUACCCUGAUCCCUUCACCACUGCCACAAAAUCUCAGCAAGUCGCCACAAAGUGCCGACAGGAGAAGUCUCACUCGUAGAUUUUCAUACACGAGUGUAGGCAAAGGGAGUAACAACGCUUUAGUAUCGAGCACUAAAAGCGACGUCCCAUAUGCGCGUUUAGUAGAUUCGUCUGUUCCUCUCGGAAGUUCUAAAAUAGACAGUGACUCAAAACUGAAUAAAACAGUACUGAAUGUACCUCAAAUGGAAAGCAGCGUUUCGGAUUCAAAAUUGACUCUCAGUUGUGGGAUUAAAGAUGGUGCUGUUACAGUUAAAAAGCAGAUUCCGUCUGAGAACGACCAAUUUGUAGUUCCCAGAAUGCCUCCAAGGAGCGUAGCGGUGUCAGAGUCUCACUACUCGCUCAACUCUCAGCAUCCGCAUGAAGACACCGUGAUGCAAGAAGUACAACGAACCAUGUCCAUCACAAGCGAAAACCACUCUGAGGCAUUCUUCUCAGCCGAUGAAGAUAUGUUUCCAAGUCGGUCGUCAAGUUUAAAACAUUCCUUCGGUAGACGACACAGUAAAAAAGACAAAGCCGCAUAUGCGAUAGCUGAUGCUACCAACGAAAAGUGGUUGAAUAUUGCGCCAAGAUCGGAGCUCGAUAAGCAACCUGAUACGAUAAGCAACUUGAGUGCAGGAGUUCAACCAGACUCAGAAAGUGGCUCAGUUUCAUCGAAUUCGUUUAUUUCUGCAAUUUCUUCCCAAGAAGACAUGACGCUUGUAAAUCUCCAUAUGCAAACCAAUAAGCCAAUAGUUGAUUCGCCAUUACUUAUGUCCAGUUAUAUGAAUAACUUGCCGCAAUACAAAUGCUGUAACUGGGCAACCUGCUCUUUACCCAGUGGUAGUGAUGUGUUCACGCUACCAUUAUUUAGAAGGGCUGAAGAUGGUUCUCUGGUAUACGUCGGGCAAAAGUACCUGCCGAACUUCGAACCUGUGGGCAAAGUGCACACAUUAAAAUUGAUAGCUAGAAAGGAUGGCCAAAGUCAAAACCAACAUGGACCAUUCUCGAAUUUGACGCCGCAUUUUAACUCUCAAAUAAAAGCGCAUCCUUAUCCGCAAGCAUGGUGGGACUUGCAGCAGAAUGUGCAAGACAACCAAGAAAACACAACGGAUAAAAGUACUGCAUCUACAGUAACGACUACCAGUGACAGUAAAAAUGGUCUCUUUGUCAAAUUGCGUGGUGAAAUCGACGUCAUGUUGACACCGUUAGUGCUAGAGAGUACUCAAAAGUUUGUAGAGUCUCUAACCCCAGUUUUAGCCAAUAUUCAUCCAAUAACUGUGAUUAACCAUUUACGCUUACUGUGUAUAUCUUCUGUCGAGUCUUCCAAUAUCCUGAAACAGAAGCAAUACGUACUCAAUUGGCUGCCACAGAUGCAAGCGCGGAGUGAGACGAGUAUUAUUAUGGAAAAAGAUGAUAAAUGCAAGCUUGCAACAAUACCACAUUCGAAUGUCUACGAAGAGACAAUCUGUGAUCAGUUACAAGCGACUGUAACCGUUCCUAAAGUUAAUAUAAUCUUCAUUCAAUCAUCUGUCGUCGAAGACAUGAUAUCCUUUUCUGCUCUUGACAAUAUCCAGGAUUUGACUUGUGUGUCUUUAUUCGGCGUGUCGGUAGAAAACAUUGUAGCCAAAUACGCAAGUUCGAAGAAGACUUUGGAGUCAGUGCAGCUUUAUUACCGACCAACUUUGCGAGCUUUGGGUAGCAAGAAGUCAUUUGGUAUCAUGAAGGGACCGCGCGCACUGAUAUCGACACAGUCAUCUGGUCGGAAGAGAGGACCCGAGAAAGGAGAGCCUGUAUACAUUGAGACAUCGCAGCAACAGUGUGAAGAUACCACGAUUACCCUUAAUAUCGGAAAGGUCCACGGUCAGUUGCGACGCACGCGCAACGAGUCAUCGCAGCUAAAGGACGCAGCGGUCACCGGCAUUCCGUGCCAGCAUUCCAAAGUCUCCUUCAAGUUCAUCCGAGCCGACUCGUGCGCUAAAGGGUGCGAUUCCAUGGGUUGCCAAAACGGAGCAUCGGAAGGUCAGAAAGAAAACGCAAUCGGGUACAUUAUGUUCGAAUGCGGCAUCGAAGGGGUUUCCGUCAAAGUGUCCAAACAUUCCCAAUCGCACAAAGCCAACGAGGAGAAAAAAACACCUCGCCCAGAUAGUGAGAGUUGCAAGGAAUCAAUCAAGUCCGCUGAAGAACUUAAACCAGACAAGGAAAAGGAAAAGUCGAAACGUACGUCGGGGAUUGAGGACUUGUUCAGGAAAAAGGAGUCGAAUUCCAAGCCUAGUACCCCAAAUUUGGGUUCCGCACAGCCUCCGCAAGUGCCUCCUGCCGCUCCGGAACCCGCUACCCCGGCGCCGGAUGAGCCUUCCAAUGAUAGUGCGGCUACAGUGGUGCCGGUGAAGGAUAGUGGAAACACGUCCUCUUGCUCGAUCGACUUGAAGGUGGUUUGGUUCAACUUCGCCGCUCCGCCACGAACGCCGAUUACGAAGAAGAUUGAUUAUACUAGGCUAGAUUGGAACCUCCUAAGCACAGCAUCUCCAGCCAUCAACGCUUGGAUGAACCCGUGCAACCGACUCGGCAUACGAGUGGUCGCGCUGUACCGGGCCAGAGCCCGCCGCCUGGCCGCCACCGCCGCUAGCCUCAUGGCCUCCGCACUGGAUAGGGCGCCUACCCAUACUUUACCUAAGAGUCGUUACGGCAGGCACACGCCAAUGGCUAAACAGCUACGUGAAGAGCCCUCCCUGCAACUAUGCGCGGUACUUCUGCGGUACGCUUUGCAGGCGGACGCGGCGGCCGUGCAGGCUGACCUAGCUGAAAGGCAUCUGCCUUCACUGUCUACGCUGAGGCAGGGUGUGAUAGUGCUAACUCGUCAGUGGAAGAACAUCCUGUACACGCCUCUGUUACUAGAUCACAACUACAAGAGCAAGGUCAUGAGGCCUCUCAACGUCACCUUCGCUCUGCCGGACCUGCUGGAGGACUCCGUGGAGGGAUGGCAGGAGUAUCAGUUUGACAACGAAGGUCUCGACGAGAACUGCCUCCUCUUGAAUAUGGAUGUGGACAAACUCGUCACUUCCUUGCCCACGAGCGCGCCGGCCGCGGCCACGCGCCCGCACUCCUACCCGUCCACGCCGCCGUCUGUGCGAGCAGUACAGAGCAGUCGCGCGAGCCUCGUGUUCCCGUCGCUGCCCUUCACGCGGAAGCCGCCCUUCCAAGACGACGCUAUUGCUAAUUAUGGAACCCUCAAAGAAGAUUUGCCGACGGUAGGCUCGAAUCCCUCGCUGUACUCUCAAGGCAGUGGUGAAAAUAUUUCCAGCGACCGUGCCCGAGAAGAUCUGUAUCAGUGGAUGGCUAAACAAGAGCCAAUCAAAGUGGAGCCAAAAAGCAAGAAGCCAAUAAUACCGCCAUCGAAGAUGAACCCCCGCGCCGUGGCGGCCGCCAUGCCGGCGUGCAGCCUGUACCCGCUGCAAGGAUCGCUGAUGCUGCUGGACGCGCACCUCGUGUUCCAGCCUUUCCUGUCCGCACUCGGGGUGUCUCCACACCAGGUGGCUCAUGGUGAAUCGAAGGUGAAAGGCGUGGGAGCAGAAACUGGUUCAGGAUUGGAGUCCCUGGGCUCGAAGUUAUCGCUGCUCGCGUGGGUGGACGUGUUCCGUAUCGACAUCGUGGUGGGAGAGUUGGCGCGGGACAGGCGACAUCAGAACAGCAAAGGAAAAGCUAACGUACCUCAAGCGGAUAUCCCAUCGGAAACGCCCGCGUUCCUAUGCGAGAAGAUCUCGAUAGACGUGGACCUGAAGAAAGUGGCGGAUAUGGCCGUGGACGACCUCAUACAACGGCAGAACGUGCUGUACAUCUCCCGCGGACAGCUGAAGAAACAUAUCAGCACCAUGCUCAACUUUAAUAUCAGCAUCAGAUUCAUAUCGCAACAGGUGAACAUGCCAUUGCUGAGGCUAUUGCAUCAGAUCAGCAACAUGUAUCAAAACGUCAAAGACACGCAGAGCGAGCUGCGCACGCAGACAAAUACGUCGCGACGUCACAACAAACAUCCCUCAGUUUCAGACUUCCCCGAAAACGUAGUGAGCAUGUCAUCGUUAGACAAAGACAGCCAAUACGCUGUACUAGACGUGGGACCCAAGUGGGACCUGCCGGUCACUCUGGGCCCCGAGUUGACCACCGCGUUGGGGGCAGAUAAGGAAACCGCCACCCCGCCGCGACCGAGGCCGCAGUCGUUUGCGCAGAAGUUGAGAUCUACCGGGAAAACUGUUAAAGGAAAACUAGGGUACAGUUCGUUAAACGAGGGUGCACAUACCCCGAUGUUCCCUGUGGAGGCGCCCCCCGCCCCGCCGCCCGCGCCCCCCGGUGCGGGACAGUUGGCACCGCGGUGUUGGCGCACCGUGUAUUUGCUGUUGGACCUAUACGCCAACAUGCCGGACGCGGAUACCAUCACACACAGGUUUUCGGUAUCGACGGAGUUGCCAGAGGCGUACCGCGGGCGCGUGCGGCCCAGCUCGCGGGAACAGAACGCGUCCAACUCCUCGUCCAGUGCCACCGCCAUGGGCAUGGUAGUCGUCGGUGUUGCCAGGAUUCAUCGAACGCGUCUCUUGGCUUCGCUAUCGGGAUUAAAGCUGGAAGCGGAAAUAACAUCGCUGCAAGCGUCUCUCUCAGCGUCUAGGGCGAGGCAGUGGUCUCUCAGUGGGAACCUGGGCCGAACUGCUAUUGUGUUGCUGGAAGGACCAGCGCCUAAUCACCAGACCGUGGUUCGUGUGAGCGUAGGAAAGAGUCAAGCGCUGUACUCGUGGGAAGGUGGCCGCCUGGGCGCAACUGCACUCGCCUCCAUCGGCAGCAUCCGCGUAGAUCUGCCCCAACACCCCGUGGCCUUACACGGCGUCAUGACUCGCUCGAGCCGACAGCUUUCAUCCACUUUGCAAGAACUGGGCGUAACCCGUACUUCAUCCCGGCUGUCCCGCGGCGGCGGGGCGGGGGGAGGGCUGGCUGAGGAGGAGGAGGAGAGGAGCCCCCCGCCCGCGCCGCGACCGCCGCCCCCCGCACCGCCCCCGGACCCGCUGCUGCAGCCUUUACAACUGCAGUUCUCGCUUGUACUGCAGAGUCUGAGCGUCACCGCAGCAUUACUUCCGUCGCUGCAAGCUCAGUACAAAAUGGAGCGCGUGCACAGCGCGGGCGUGACGGCCGGGCGCGCGCACUUCACUGUGGACUUGCCGCACCACUCGCUCAGCUUCGUCACUAAGCUGCAGGUAACGGAAGCAAACAUCCCUGCUGCCGCGUCGGUCGCUCUGCCGGCCGUGUCGUGCCGCGCGCGCGUGCUUGACUGCGGCGACCCGACCGACGCGCGCGCCGCGCCGCACGCGCAGCCCGACAGCUCUGCCGACGGCACCAACGGCGCUGAAGCCGCAGAUACUAGCCAAGCGGCUCCAGAAGGCGUGGUGCUGCGGGCGGGCCGCUACCUGUCGGCGACGGCAGACAUCGGCCUGUUCGAGCACACGCUCUCCACUGACCUGCUGAAUCAUCUCGUCUUCGUGCAAAAAGUCUUUAUGAAGGAAGUGAACGAAGUAGUUCAAAAAGUAUACGGAGGUGAAAAGCCAGUGCCGUUAUGGAACGAAGAAGAAAUAUCCUCGUCAGCUUUUAGCAGAAUACUAUUCUCUCUACUCAUCAGGAUCAAGCGCAUCCAACUAACGGCGACGACGCCAAGCAACUCAGCAGUGCGGUUGGAAACAGGCGCGGUGGAGUUUGAGCUGUCCAAUCGCGUACAAAACGUGCCUCAACCCGCCGGCCCGCAUGGACUGCGACUCUUUGCGCGUGCGCAGGUCGACGUAAACCUCAGUCUCGGACAACUCAUUAGAAACGCAAUGUUUGAGGAAGCAGAACCGGAGUUCCAACAGUAUGCCUUCUUCAACACCAGAAUAGCAAUGCGCAACGCAUUCCAAGACGAGAUAGUCUGCGAGGAUGAUAAGGAAGUGGUUCUAAUAACGCUCAAGCGACCGCUAAUAUACAUCCAACCCGUGGCGGUAGACAAGGCAAUACUGGUGUGGCUCAACUACAAGAAUGCUUACGAGUAUUGGAACGAAAAACGCAUGAACCUCACCAAAGAAGUCCUCACUGCCACGCAGCAGGUGUUCGAAAAGGUGCAACUAACGUCAAACAUAUCUCCACCCCACCUCAGCACAUUAUUCCUGCAACUGAAUGUCGAUGAUAUUGGAAUAUGUCUACCGCUCAAUCAGCCGCCUUUGACGACAUGGGGCCGAGGUUACGAGCUUGAUUCCCGCGGCGCAGUAGUAGUAACCCUUGAAAGUACCAGCAUAUCCGCCUGUAGCUCUGGUUCCCUGGUCAGUAAGGGCCGAUUCGUUGGCCUUUGCUUGCGAUUCGCUGACGACUUCGAGGCCUCCCUGGACGACUGGAAACCAGACCCUGGGGAGGCGUGUAUAAAUGUGUGCUGCGUGUCCGAGGGAACCUAUGAAGUCUGCAGUCGGACUACUGCGGCGAAACAUAAUGAAAAUGCAAAAUGGUUCCUAAAUGUGUCGUGGCAAAUGGAAGGCGUGGACAUACACCUCGAUGUUAACGUUGGGAAGCAGCUAUCAGCAUUAGGACACACUCUCACUAUGUUGACCGGCUUUGAAGAAGAAGAUCCUCUCAAAAUGGACUAUGAAAGUGAUUUGGAUGAUGAAGCAGAUAACAGCAAAGAUUCUCAGGAAAGCAUAGUCUUCCGUCGCAAAUACACGGACCACUUGCCAGCGUUCGUCUUCGACACCAGCAUAGAUGCUAAGAAGCGGUCUAAGCUCAUCGAGAAAGAAAUGACGGAGCAGGCCAAGAUCAUCAAUGAUUUGCGAGCGCUUGGGGCUAGUCAUAGCACUGUGGAGUAUGAGAUGAGGAGGUUGCAUGACUUGGAGGCCCUUGUAUUUAAGGAUUUCAGAAGGGACAUGAUCCAAAAACUACGUCGCCAAAGCGUACGAGCAAGCUCUAUCACCAAGGGCAAAUUAGGUCUGGGAUCCAACCGAAGUCACUCAUUCGUGUCAGCCCCACCCCCAGACGUGGGGUUGGAACCUUUGGGCGUGGGCGUGGGAGUGAGCGAGUCUGGAGAGACGUUGCUGCUGGCGGAUGAUGAUACGAGGCUUGCUGACAUCAUUGAGGGAACGUCGUGGAGUUCCGCUGAUAGCGAUCCUCUCACAGGUGCGGGUCCCUCUCGCUCGUCGUCGCUGCGCGGGCCGCGGGGAGGCGAGGGUCGCGAGGGGCGGGAGGGGCGCGGCCGCGUCACGUUCCAAGGCGGAGUACAGAGGCAGAGCUCGUUGCCCGCUCCUUGGCCGCCGCAUUUACAUCUUUCGCAGGAGAAUUUGGACGCCAGCUCGACAGACACGCCGGGUCCGAGUCAAUCUAACGAGAGCAAACAGAGUAAAACUAAAACCGCGGAGCCGAACAUAGAUUUCGAGUUGGACGUCAAAGUUCACAUCAACAGCGGGAAGUGCGUGCUGCACACCAAAGAGCCCGGGAAGGAAGAGGAACUGAAAAUAGGCAGCAGUAAGUCUCGUGUGGGUCGCUCUGCCUCCGGCGGGCUGGGAGACACCCGGCGCGCUCGACUGCCGCCUCCCCCGGACCUCACCGUGUUCCAAGUUCCUGGAUUACAACUUAAGGUACACUAUGAAUCAAAAACUUUGCCAGAAGAGUCAGUGUCCCCUCAAACGAUACCCAACAUUCCACUCAACCCGACCUCACGAAAAGUGGGCACGAAGAAAGCGUCAUUAUUUGCUUGGAUCACAUUGCAAAGUAUACCUGAGGAGACCAUCAUCAGUCCACAUAUCCUGGAGUUUCUUGAGCAGACCUUGGAACCCAUACCAACCAAGACUUCCUUCACGGCUCCCACGACGGAAACGGAAAACGCAUCACGCAACCGUACCAGCGGGCCUCCCGGCGAAGGCUCAAGCGAGGGGGUGCCAGGGGUAGCGGGCAGCGGGGAGGGGUACGGCCAGUAUGUCUACGCCUCCUUCCCCGUUGAUGUCAUCGUACACUUCCACACCAGACCUUCCGCCUUCCGCUUCAGCUGCCUGCCCGCGUCGCGCGUCGAGUGUCUGCUGCAGUUGCCUAGCUUGCAGAUUGUGUUUAGCUCCAAGCGAGCUUCAGAUGAGGAGAUGGCUGAACCAGCGAUAGCAAUGGGCGGUUUGAGCGUGACGGGUUGCUUAGCGGACUUCUCAGUAUACAUCUUCCACCCGUACGGCGGCAAGAAGUCCAGUUUGAAAGAAGCACAAUGGUCGCCGCUGGCUGACACGGAACGGAAGGAUUCACUCUCCAUCAAUGUCGAGUUCGUGAAGUUUCAUCUCUCGCGGUUCAGGAAGCUGGACUUCCAUACUGAUCAUGAUUCUAAGGCUACUGUUCGAUUCUCGACAAUCGUGGACGUCGGCUCAGCAUGGUUCAAGUACGAUAUGAGACGGCUGAGCGAAAUCCUGGCGUUCCCCAAAGCGUGGUACCGACGCAGCAUCGUGCGAAGGCUGUUCCUGGGUGACGUCAGCGUUCACACCGCACACCGAACAUCCAGCAGCAACGUACCUGUAUCGCCAGUGUUACCACAGCGCGAGAAAGCUAAAACAGCUGAACCGCAAAAAUCUAAAGAAGACAAAUCGGGCGGCGCGGCGUGGGAGACGCUCGUACUGUUCGCGGUGAACUUCGAACGUCUCAAUGUUCACAUGAACAUGGGUAACGUCAUGGGGAACGUUAGCUGGCAGUCCCGCUCCCUGGGCGCGUGGGGUCGGCUGAGCAUCGGCAGCGCCCGAAGGCGCCAAGUGGCCGGCCGGGUGGCCUUAGGCGGAGCGGCAUUGGAAGCUCGUGGCGGCAUCGUGGGCGGAUCCAUCUCAUUGGCAGCAGCUCGCGCCCAUGUCUUACUGCAGCAAGAACCACCCGCCCACGUCGCGGCAUUAAGACUAGCGGCAUUGGAGCUAAGGCUGGAGUACAUGGGCGCCCCGGCGUUGCUUGCCCGUUUGAGUCGACUGGCGGCCGUGUUGAAGGACCGCUGGCAACCGCCCGCGGCUACACCUUCUGCUAAUCGUCCAGCCACAAUCCUGGCCCACGGCACUCUGAGCUGGCACCAGCUGCAGAUCGCCAUAAGUCGCAGCACCACGCCAGACCUGCUGAAGAUGCAGCUGAAGCUUGAGGAGUUCUUCACGCAGCAGUUCAAGUCGGGCAAGCGAGUGUUCUCCUCCCUGCAUUCCACUGCCGGCCCUUACCAGGCAAGACUGCCGCGGGAGAAGAGGGAACAGACAGCAGCAGCGGCGGCGGCGGCGGCAGCAGGAACGAGCGAACCCCCGCAGCAGCAAGCUGAGCUGCGGCACCACCGCCACUGGCAGAAAGUGCUGCAGCUCAUUGCCGCCGCGCCGCACAACAAGCUGCAUCCGCGGGGCACAGUGCUAGGCGGCACGCUGGAACUGCAAGGCUCUAACAUAUCCCUGGCGUGCUUCCACGGCAACAGCCUGAAGGCCAAGUCCUGGGCUCUGUUCAGUCUCAAGGACCCCUGCAUCAGCUUCGCUACCGAAGCGCAGCAGAUCGAGGACGAGGACGGUUCACCAGAGGUCCACGCAGUGCAGUCCCUCACCGCGAGCCUGGGCGAGGGCGUGAGUGCGGGCGCGGGCGCGGGGGGCUCAGCCGCCGCGGGCCACCAGUCGCUGGCCACCGUGUGUCGCAUGACGCGCACAGUGCUGUUCCCUCCGCAGUUCAAGACGCUGCACGAGUGGUUCCACUACGCCUUCGCGGACAGCGAGAUAGACGCAAUCGACCAAUUCCCGUCAUUGGAGCGAGAGAACACAGGCACAACGGGAAGCACGGGCAGCGCGGGCGCACAAAGCAACAAGGCCAGCGAUAGACACGUUCGGGAAGUGAUCUUUGCGCUGCCCGCGCUGCAGAUGCAUCUGAGGACCAGCCAUCUGCAGAAGGCGCAGCCUCCCACUGAACAUGACGAGAAGCCGGUGGUGGAGUGCAGCUUCAUCACGGAGUUCGAAGACCACAUCUUCGUGUCGGUCGACGCGGAGGCGUUCCUGUUCCUGCACGAUCUCAUCUCAUCUUAUAUCAAGGAGAAGGAACGAUUCAUGCCGGGUCGGAGCGGUGACGCCCCCGCGGCUCCCCCGGUAGAUUUCCGCGACUACCGCUGCCUCACCUGGCAUCUGGAGCCCACUGUCAGAUUACUAUCAUGGGCGGGCAAAUCCAUAGAACCAUACGGCGUAGACUACAUCCUCCAAAAGUUAGGUUUCAGCCAUGCAAGGACUACUAUACCGAAAUGGCUGCAACGAGGAACCUUGGACCCCGUCGACAAACUGCUGGCGUUAGUUUUACUGCGCCUAGUGGGACUCGUGCCUGACAAGUGAAUAUCGACCUUAUGCCUAGAGGUUUGAGUUCAGUUUUGUCCUUACAAUCGUUGAAAUUAAAGUAUGGAGUGUUAUGAAAACAACGACGUAAGAUCUGUUCUCUAAGAAAUUUCGCAACUAUAUAACUCUAAAUCAAUGUGAUAGCAUUUCGAAAUGAACCCUGUCAACAAACUACUGGUAUUAGUUUAACUGCUAGUAAGACUUGUGGCUGACAAGUGAAUAUAGACCUUAUCACUCGAAGUUAGAGUUCAGUUUUAUUUGGUACCUUGUUAUCGUUGAUAUGAAAGCAUAUUGAAGUAAGAUCUGUUCACUGAGAAAUUUCACAACUAUGUUACUAAAUCGAUAUGGGAGCAACUCUUAUCUGACAAAUGAAUAUCUACCUUAUCACUAGAAGUAUAAGUUUAGUUUUGCUUGGCAACUUGCUAUC